Messenger RNA from Elaeis guineensis (African oil palm), 2025 nucleotides. RefSeq lists its product as uncharacterized. Gene Ontology annotation, molecular function: ceramide glucosyltransferase activity. Gene Ontology annotation, cellular component: membrane. NCBI's taxonomy places the organism in Eukaryota, Viridiplantae, Streptophyta, Magnoliopsida, Arecales, Arecaceae. Gene Ontology annotation, biological process: glucosylceramide biosynthetic process. The record is from RefSeq and is a predicted model, not a curated record.
AUUAUUUAUUAGGUUUAUUUUGUGGGUUUUCCCUUGCCGCUUCUUUCCCCGUCCAAGGGGCAGAGAUCCGGGGCCGUAUAAAACGGCCGAGCUUCCUUCGCUUCGCCCCCUUUUCCUUCUCUCUCUCUCUAUUGUCCAUGGAGGUGUGAAGGCGUGGGGGUGGUAGCUCGGGCUCUUAUUCUUGGCGAAAUCGUGGGUGAAGGGAGGAGAAAAUGGCGGGCUUGGAGGGUCUGGAUACGUUCUUGACGGCAGCGAGCAGAGCUUGUUGUAGCCCUUUUGCCAUCUUUAUCCAGAUCCAGGGUUGUGCUAUCUGUUUAAUCCUUGCCAUCGGAUGGAGUUUUGCUGCCUAUGUCAGGAGUAGAGUGAUACGGCACAUGAAGCACAACCUGGAAGGUGGAAAUAGUUUUGCAUUUAUCUGUGAUGAUAUUAAUGAACUUGAGCACUCUGCUCAGUUGGACUUGCCUAGGGUGUCGGUUGUCAUGCCUUUGAAGGGCUUUGGAGAACACAAUUUGCAGAAUUGGAGAAGUCAAAUCACUUCUCUUUAUGGUGGACCUCUGGAGUUUCUUUUUUUAGUUGAAAGCAUUGAUGAUCCGGCUUACCAUGCUGUAUCUAAGCUGAUCUCUGAAUUUAAGGACAGUGUUGAUGCAAAGAUUAUUGUAGCUGGAUUAUCAACAACAUGCAGUCAGAAAAUUCAUAAUCAGUUAGUUGGUGUUGAAAGGAUGCAUAAAGACAGCAAGUAUGUUUUGUUUCUGGAUGAUGAUGUUAGGCUGCAUCCAGGGUCAAUUGGGGCCCUUACAAAAGAAAUGGAGAAGAACCCUGAUAUAUUUAUUCAAACUGGAUAUCCUCUUGAUUUGCCUUCUGGAAGCUUGGGGAGUUAUUGCAUAUAUGAAUAUCAUAUGCCUUGUUCAAUGGGAUUUGCAACUGGUGGAAAGACUUUCUUUCUGUGGGGAGGCUGCAUGAUGAUGCAUGCGGAAGAUUUUAGAAAGGACUUGUAUGGUGUUGUUAGUGGACUUCGAGAUGGUGGAUACUCAGAUGAUAUGACGUUAGCUGCAAUAGCUGGGCAACAUAAGAGGCUUAUUAGUUCACCUCCAGUUGCUGUCUUUCCCCAUCCUCUUGCAAGUGAUCUUAGCUUUCCAAGAUACUGGAAUUAUCUAAGGAAACAAACAUUUGUUCUGGAAUCCUACAUAUCUAAGGUCAACUGGCUGAUGAACCGUGCACUGUUUUCUUCACACUGCUAUUUAUCCUGGGCUUUUGUUUUUCCAUACUUUAUGGCAAUGACACAUCUUGCAGCAGCUUUAAGAGCACCAUAUAGUGAUUCUCUUUUGAAGGAAACAUCUGCCUCAUGCAGUGGUCUUACACUAGCUGGCUGCUUGUUUAUAUGCACUAUUCUUGAACUUGCUUCAAUGUGGAACUUGACAAAAGUGGAGAUCUAUUUGUGCAACUUGUUAUCUCCAGAGGGGCCAAGAGUCUCACUUGGUUCAUAUAACUGGGGACUUGUGUUUAUUGCUAUGCUGGUGGACAACUUAUUAUACCCUAUCUCUGCAACGCGAUCACAUUUUACACAGUCUAUAAACUGGUCUGGUAUUCGGUACCACUUGAAAAAUGGAAAAAUAAGCAAGAUUGAAAGGUCCAAGGAAUAUGGUUCAAAUUUAACUGAUCUUGGAGGAAAGCAUCUGUAUGGAAAGAGGCUAUCCCCUCCUAAGGCUUCAUUCCUUAGCUCUUUGUCAAGAAGUCUGGCACAGUGGCACCAACCAAAGAAGUACGAUAGUUAGGAUGCUUAAUAUCUAGCAGAAAAUCAAGAAGAGAGUGUCUAUUCUUCAUUUUUCUUCCAGCAUUAUAUUGUAUUUUUCUUUCUUCAUCCUUUUAGUUUUUAGAAAACCCAUUCAAUCCAUUGAUUCUUACAGUGUUCGGUUAUGUUCACUGCAUAGAGUUUGAACUCGUAAUUUUCUGUAACAUGGCAGAUGUAUACUAGCAUAUUCAUUCAAGACAAUAAGAUGCUUUAUCUUUGGCUCUUUUUUUUUGUUA